Menidia menidia (Atlantic silverside) is the source of this 2784-nucleotide messenger RNA. NCBI's taxonomy places the organism in Eukaryota, Metazoa, Chordata, Actinopteri, Atheriniformes, Atherinopsidae. The record is from the annotation of a GenBank genome assembly.
UGCCAUUCUGUGGAUCUAAUUGGCUUCACAGCAAACCUGUCCCCUGUUGCGAGCAGGGAAAGGUUUCUUCUUUUAGGCAUCAUGGAUGAUAAAAUAGCCUUAUUCUUACUAUUGUCCCCUUAUAAAAACUAUUGGACCCACAGUCUGCCACAUAUUUAAUCCCCAGCUUUCUAAAGAACCUUUAUUUCAUUGCUCUGUCUGUUCCUGAUCUAAAACAAUAUAUAUUUCUAGAUUGUCUAUAUUUUUUGGGUGGAAGUGACACGAUUACGCGCCCCGAUAACUCUUCCAACCUGUGUGGAAGGAAGCAGGAAGCGUUUGGGAUGAGCCAGUAGUGGGUGAACGCGGCUCGCUGUCGCUUUAAAUGACACCACCUCCCAGCGGGUCUGGGGCGAGUUUUUUUCGCUGCAACAAACACAGUUUCGUGCAACAGUUCAGUCUGCAGCUGAGUAAAAACCACACGCACCAGCGGCCCGCCGCGCACGGCAGAGCAGGGGAGAGCAGGGGGCCGGAUGCGAGCUGCUUCCAACCCGGGGAGGGACGCCAGGGCGCCACGCGGACUGUGGAGUCGCCUCCAGGUGGUGAUCCGCUGAGGAACGGAGCCCGCAGCUGGACAUGGAUUAGCCUACUGGAGCCCGUCGUGGCAGUGUGGGAUUUAGUUAAGACUCAGGGCAACUCCGCGCCCCCCCCACCCCACCCCACCCUCCCCUCCCGUCUCCUCCAGAGGAGUCAGUGCCAAAGCCAAAUAGAAAACAGGUGGAUCCUGUUUCACUGCGCGGUUUCGAUCCCCGUCUCCAUCCCGAUGGGGAACCAGGUGGAGAAACUAACGCACCUAAAUUACGCAGAGGUGCCCACGUCAGACCCGAACGGGUUCGACCCGGACGGCGACGGGCCGCGGAUCGGCGUGUCUUAUAUCUUCUCUAAUGACGACGACGACGACCAGGACGACCACCUGGACCACUUUCCGUCGGACAGUCCGGCGGAGGAGCACGCGGAGAAGCCCUUCGACCCCCUGGACGAGCUGGACUGCGCCAUCCUGUACCGGGAGGAGUGCGCGUACGAGAGGCGCGCCGGGGCCGCCGGCCACUCUCCGGAAAGCCUCCUGAACAAGUGCCAGCCGGGGGACCUGCUGGAGUUCGUGGCCACCGGUCAGUACCCGCACUGGGCGGUGUACGUCGGGGACUUCCAGGUGGUCCACUUGCACCGGGCCGAGAUCAAGAACAACUUCCUGACCGACGUGAGCCAGGGCAAGGCGGGCAGGAUCGUGAACGGCCUCUACAGGUACCGCGCGCUCCCGCCGGAGGUGAUCGUGCGCAACGCGCUGGAGCACGUGGGCUCCCGGGACAGAGAGCUGUGCUGGAGGAACUCCGAGUGCUUCGCCGCCUGGUGCCGCUUCGGCAGGCGCGAGUUCAAAAUCGGAGGGGAGAUCAGGAUCGGGAAGCAGCCGUACAGGCUAAAACUGCUCUUUUCCGAGAAGAAAAGCCAUAUCCUGGAGUUCCAGAGUCUGGAGGACGUGAUCAUGGAAAAGAGGAGGAACGACCAGAUCGGCAAGGAGGCUGUGAUGCAAGAGCUGGCCAACCAUUUGAAUGCCACACAGGAAAUCAAAGACCAGCACUUUAACUGACAGUGAGGAUUUUGAAGGUUUGGUUUAUAGGGGACGCUCACUGGAAAUGCACAAGGUGGGAAAAGGAGGGCAUGCUUACAGAUGGAGGAGCACUGGUACCUUCAGUAGGCCAGUCCAGAGCUCUGUUCACGACCACGUGCAAAUCCAGAGGGCUGUCUGGAGUUCUUUGUCCGACUGUCACUGUGGAUGCAAGAAUAAGGGACUUGAUGUCCAGGCCAAUCAUUUUAGCGAAGAAGUCUGAAUUUCAUUACCCAUAAUUAUUUUUCUAAUCAAAAGGAGUGGCGAGGUGCCCUGUGCUUUUACCUGACCUGAAAGUGCUUGCCCCAGUCAAACUCAGGUGUUGGAGUCUAAUACAGAGUAAAACAAAAAAAGAAAAACAGAAAAGACAACCUGUGGCUCUUGUUGUGAUUACUGUACCAAUCAUGAGGAUUCCCUUGUGUUGCUUUAUAUCCAACUGUGUCACAGCUUUACCGGUAGACGUUGUCCAUAGCCAUGACUGUGCACCUUUAAUGAUCCGACAUUUUCAACAGUUUCUAUUUUUGGAGAGAAAAAAAAACAGAUGUUUGUAUGAAGACUUGUGGAAAUAAAUAUAUAUUUGAAGAGUAAAGCUUUUUUUUUAAAUGUCUUUUUUAGUGAGGGAUUGCAGCCGGCCUUCUCAGUGUCCAGUGGGAAUGUUGCUACAGUGAGCGUUAAUCAUUUCAAACCACAGACUUCAGGUUGGAGAGGGAAGGUUAUCUCGCAUUCUGAGCAGUGGCUCUUGUUGUGCUCUGCACUGGUGAUUUAAAAGGAUUUCUCACCCUGGAGGAGUCACAGCUCCUCUUGUUCAACUGGUGAGGUUUUUGUCGUCUCAAGAGGGUGAAAGUUGGCUGUACUGAUGCUCUGAUCUACAAGUAAUUAAUCUAAAUAUUCAUGUCACACUGGCGGCAAGCUGAGAUGAUUUAAAGAUCGGACGGGUUUUUUUUACUACUGUCGAGACGAGGUGCAGAAAUACUGGGCAUUUGGUUUUGUUUACACCUCUGCUCACUGAAGAUAAGUCGUUUUUUACUUUCAAGUUUUACCGCAGGCUAAAAAAUGCCUUUGGUCCUAUGUUUACCACUACAUGAACUGAAAAGGUUCAGUCUUAUUUCUGUGCACCAAUAAAUGGGUAGGAUUUUUCACCUGAA